Phoenix dactylifera (date palm) is the source of this 779-nucleotide messenger RNA. Its product is annotated as SUMO-conjugating enzyme SCE1-like. The record is from RefSeq and is a predicted model, not a curated record. Lineage: Eukaryota; Viridiplantae; Streptophyta; Magnoliopsida; Arecales; Arecaceae.
AAAUAUUAAAAAAAAGGCCCGCAGCAGCCUUAAAAAAGGAGGAGAAGCCGGGUCGGCGAGAAGGGGAAAGAAGCAAUGUCGGGAGGGAUAGCUCGCGGGCGCCUCGCGGAGGAGCGCAAAGCGUGGCGGAGGAACCAUCCGCACGGUUUUGUGGCGAAGCCUGAGACCUUGCCCGAUGGCUCCGUAAACCUCAUGAUCUGGCACUGCACCAUACCCGGCAAGCAAGGGACUGAUUGGGAGGGUGGUUACUUCCCUCUGACACUCCAUUUCAGUGAAGACUACCCCAGCAAACCUCCCAAGUGCAAGUUCCCGCAAGGUUUCUUCCAUCCAAAUGUCUACCCUUCUGGAACAGUAUGCCUAUCAAUUCUUAAUGAGGACAGUGGUUGGAGACCAGCCAUCACUGUGAAACAAAUUCUUGUGGGAAUACAGGACUUACUUGAUCAGCCAAAUCCUGCUGAUCCUGCCCAGACUGAUGGUUAUCACCUAUUUAUCCAGGAUCCAGCAGAGUAUAAGAGACGGGUUCGACAGCAGGCCAAGCAGUACCCCCCGCUGAUCUAAUAUUGCCCUAAAGUGGGGAGUUGAUGUUGCGCAUCUGUCAAUACUCGUAUACUUUUCUUUUGUUUAUGCCUGUCUGGACUGGACCAUAAAUGUUAAAUUUGGUUGCCAACACCUCUGUUAUAUCAACUUGCUUGUUCGGUUUGGUUCAAACUUUUACUGAUAUCGUUGUUCAUGGUGUUUAUAAAGAGGUUCAUCUGUGAUUCUAAUGUUAUUUUGAUGCA